Syzygium oleosum is the source of this 622-nucleotide messenger RNA. RefSeq lists its product as uncharacterized. NCBI's taxonomy places the organism in Eukaryota, Viridiplantae, Streptophyta, Magnoliopsida, Myrtales, Myrtaceae. Bases 146 to 418 code for a protein of 90 amino acids. The record is from RefSeq and is a predicted model, not a curated record. The transcript has a single exon.
CUCUCUCUCCUUCCCGACUCCAGCUUUGUACGCAACCUCCUUUCAUCACAAGCUUCGAACUUCUAGAGAGAGGGAGAGAGAGAGAGAGAGAGAGAGAGAGAGAGAAUCUCUUUCUUGUCGAAGCCUUUUCAGAGAGACCGAGAAGAUGGAACAGAGGAAUAACAACAGCUGCAGAUGCAACGGAAACAGGGAUGGCAAAACGGAGGAGAAGGACCAGAUGGUUUACGACGGGGGCUUCCCAGUUCACAGCCAAGUGAGGAAGAUCAAGCAGGAAUCGGAGGCGACAGCCGUGGACUGGUCGACGGUCCAGCCAGAGAUGAGGCCUGUUCUCAGGGCCAGAGAGAUCAUCAAGCGGCAGCGCUCACGGUCGCCGCUGGGUCUGGCGGCCGGGCGACCCAUCUCCGUCGGGGACCCUUGAUCCGGAUUGAAACCUCGGACUAAUCAGAGAUAUGAUAUUAUACAGUAGAUGACGGCGACGACGGAGCUUUUCUUUGUUGGUGGCAAUUUUUUUUGUUAUUGCCUAGGAGAUAUGCAGAGUUCCUCUGUUUUCUGGCUCCCCUGUUUUUUGACCUCUCUGUAAAUACUACUUCGGAUAUAUAUAAAAUAGCGGGCUCUUCUUAUC